Messenger RNA from Larimichthys crocea (large yellow croaker), 2471 nucleotides. It is a transcript of the gene nfil3-6, whose product is annotated as nuclear factor, interleukin 3 regulated, member 6. Gene Ontology annotation, cellular component: nucleus. NCBI's taxonomy places the organism in Eukaryota, Metazoa, Chordata, Actinopteri, Sciaenidae. Gene Ontology annotation, biological process: circadian rhythm; regulation of DNA-templated transcription. The record is from RefSeq and is a predicted model, not a curated record. The coding region runs from base 406 to 1650 and encodes 414 amino acids. Gene Ontology annotation, molecular function: DNA binding; DNA-binding transcription factor activity. The transcript is spliced from 2 exons.
GGGGGUAGUCACAGAGGGAGGCGGUCUCAGAAAACACACACACACACACACACACACACACAAAGGGCCCCGCUGGUUCAAGUGAGGAUAGGGACCGUCCUGAGCUGAACUCAACGUUACAAAUAGGAGGUGCGGUAUUCCAAGUGGAGCAGAGUGGAGGUGCGCCACGCCGAUGAUAAUAUUAAGUAACAGAGCUGAGUGGAUCUGCAGUGUUUGAAACGGGGAGGGAGACCGAGGAGAGCGCUUCUUACCGAACCGGACAAAACGACGUUUGGAGAGGCGGAGGACUCUUCUUCACCGGAGACAACUGAGCACGUUACAGAGGUGGCAUCAUUGUUGCAUCCAGAGAGUCCAGGAGCGCUCAGCACCACACAGCGGAGAAUCACUCGACCCCUAACAGGCGUGAUGUUUGAGGAGGAAUCCCAGCAGAUGAGGGGGCAGCAGGAAGUGGCUGUGCUCCAGGCUCUGGAGUCACCUGCAGCUGUGACUCCAUGUGGAGGAGGAGGAGGAGGAGGAGGAGGAGGAGGAGCAGGGCCGAUGUCCUUCACAGAUGAAGCUGUGUCCAUCCUAACCUCCAGCAGUUUGUUGGCACGCUCCCUGCUGGGUCGCACUUCCGCCGUCAAACGCAAAGAGAGUCCUUCUUCCAGCAUCCGACGCAAGCGCGAGUUCAUCCCUGUUGACAAAAAGGAUGAGGGCUACUGGGACAAGAGGAGGAAGAACAACGAGGCAGCCAAGCGCUCACGAGAGAAGCGGCGUGUGAAUGAUAUGGUCCUGGAGAGCCGUGUUCUGGCUCUCCUGGAGGAAAACGCUCGUCUCAGGGCCGAGCUGUUGGCUCUGAAGUUCCGCUUUGGCCUGGUCAAAGAUCCCUCCAACGCCCCUAUUCUGCCCCUCACUACAGCUCCUCAACCCACCUCUCAAACCUUGACUCCUCACUAUUAUGUCCACAGAGGAGACGGAGGCCUUCCCAGUUCAUCAGCCUCACAUCCCAACAACCAGCCAGGCCAGCUGAGCACCAGGGGCUCCAGGGAUGCAGGCAACAUGUCAGAGGACUCAGGAUUCUCCACACCAGGUGGGUCCAGUGUGGGCAGUCCAAUCUUCUUUGAAGAUCGGCUGAGCGACCAUGGAAAAUUAUCACCACACAGGGCAGAGGAGCUAGGCUAUGACCUCCACCCCUCCCCUGCUGAUGUCCUCCACAGUGUAGGACUCACUGCGGGGAAGUUGGACCAAGCAGAGUCCAUGAAAAACCUUCCUCACAAGCUACGUUUCAAGACGCCCGGCAGCGGGGACAUGGUUGAUGCCAUAGGGGACAACAGCAGUGCCAGACGCAGCCCUGUGCUAUCUACAUCAGGGCGGGAGGCUCUGAGAGAGGCCCCUAAAAUACUGAGUGGAGGUGAAACUGGAGCGGGGCAUUGCACUGGCUCCUGGCUCCAGCAGGUGGAGGGGGAUGACAGCAGGAGGGGGAGGCAGUCCCCUCAGUACAGCACUUCAGCUGCCGUCUGCAGCUUCCAGCUUCCUCCGACGCAAGGGCAAAGUGAGGUCCAGUAUAAGCACGAGAACACUCACCUGAAGUCUCAGCUCAACUCUCUGAGCGAGGAGGUGGCUCAGCUGAAGAGGCUUUUCACAGAGCAGCUCAUGGCCAAAGUCAACUGAGGACCGGAGCUCUGAGUCAGUGUUUGCCAGUGUCUAGACUUUAAUGGACAAACAAAGUUUUGCUGUAAGUGAGCCUAGAAAAUUCAGUGCAAAAACAGCAGCAGUGCUGGACCACACAGACAUCCAGAGACUGAUCAAACUGAUCUUUUAACAUGGUGUUGUUUUGAUUUCGAAUACUGUAUUAUAUUGUAAUAAAUGUCUAUAAACAUUCAUCUCAUAACCUGCUGUUUAAAAUGACUUAAUCUCAGCUCUGAUCAAUGUUGCUCAGACAGGGAGUCUCAUCUGUAAUAGUGUUAAGUGUGUAUAGUUUCUCUACUCCAUAUACUGUGACAAUGAAAAAAAACAUGAAACUGUUUACGUCACUCAUUACAGUGCAAACUUAAAUGAUUAUCGUUAAUGGACGGCAGGUUUGGCUUCUGAUGCCACAUUGAAUUCAAUUAGAAGUUACCAGUUUUGUAGUUGGAGUGGUUUGACUUUUCCCACCGCUGACACAGGUCUGUAAACACGAGUGGAGACAACUAUUUGCAGUCCAAACCUCCAAACUGCUAAAAAGAAAGGUCUGUUCUGAAUCGGUGUUCACAUAGAAGACAUCUGUUCGGCUUGUUUCUCAUCACUUGUAAUGUCUCACAUGGUCGAGGAGCUCCUUUCAGACACUGUUAACAUGUACUGUUUUGAUGUUUCAUGUCUCACUUGGGCCUGUCUUCAUGUCUCAGUUUGAAUACAUUUUAUUACUGUUGUGUGAUCUGUACUGAGGUGAUGACAAGAAUUUAAUGUCUGCUGUACGUUUUCAUAUUAAAAAUAAACACGUUUGACAGAUUCAA